CAAUUCAUGAAUACGUAAUGGCCACAACAUGCAGAUAUAUGGUGCAGAGGACACUCCGUGCACUUGGAGCUCAUGGAAUUUCUUAUCGCCACAUAACCUCGACUUCAGGUCAAGGAAACCUUAUCGGGAGACCACAAGUGAAACACCCGAGCUGCUUCGACAAUUCCCACGCAUCCAACUCUUCGAUCACAGGAAGCAGCUCUUUGUCUUUUAGGAGUCACACCUGUGGACAACUGAGAUCUGAGCAUAUUGGAGAGAAGGUCACAUUGUGUGGAUGGGUCCAAUACCUGAGCAGACAAGACCUGUUUGUCAUUCUACGAGACUUCAGCGGCUUGACCCAAGUACUUAUACCUCAGCAGGAAGUAAGUGUUCCACAUGAUUGUAUUUAGUAUUGUCUUGAUUAUCUGGCGAUGGCCGUUUGAUUCCUGCUGACUUACACACACAC
Messenger RNA from Hippocampus comes (tiger tail seahorse), 445 nucleotides. RefSeq names its product aspartate--tRNA ligase, mitochondrial-like. NCBI's taxonomy places the organism in Eukaryota, Metazoa, Chordata, Actinopteri, Syngnathiformes, Syngnathidae. The transcript has 3 exons. The record is from RefSeq and is a predicted model, not a curated record. The coding region runs from base 18 to 389 and encodes 123 amino acids.